CUUCCUCAGCUUUCCUUAAGUGCUUGGUGCCCACAGCCAGCCCACCCUCAAGCCGGAAAAGGAUUCCAGGGAAAAUGGAGGUCUGGUAAAAGACAGUUUAAUUUCUACCCAGAAGCACAAGAAAGUGGCUCAUUUUAGCAAGAAUCCCAGCUGCUUUCCAAGGGAAACCAGAAGUUGCUGCCCAGGGCACUUGGACCUCAAAAGAAAUGGCUUUUCAGUUGAUACCCAGCAAAGCCCAGCCAGCAGCCCCCCUCCCCAGCAGACCCAGAAAGCCUGCUGUUCAAAUUCUGCUCCCAGAAAGCCAGUGGUAUAAAGGGGCAUCACAGACCUGUUGGUCUCCACCCCCAGAGAAGGUGGCCCUGGUGACUGGGGGCAUCUUUGGGGGUCUGCUGCUGUUGUUGGUCACAGUGAGCUACAGUCUCUGGAAGAGGAUUUGUGCCACAUUUACCUAUGAGGAGCUGCCAGGGACUGGGGCUGCCUCCAGCCCACAGGGGCACAAGCUCUGCCCCCUGCAUAGCAGGACCCAGACAAGCAGGCCACCAGAUGUGCCAUUUGUGGCCCCUUCCCUCCAAAGUCAAGAUUGGGUGCCCCUGCAUAGCAGAGAGUGGGCCCAAGUGUGACAGGACCUCUGCCCAGCCCCGGAGCUCCUGCCCCACACAUGCAGCAGCCACCUUAGUGAAUUGCUGUCCCUAGGCCUCAGCCUUCCUCUGGUCUGUCAGACCUCCCACCCCUGUGUUACAGGAGAUGCAUGUGUGGUGGGGACCAUUAACCCAGAGCUGUACAAGUUCCCAGAAGACAAGAAUGAGACCCACUUCCCAGAGGGCUGCCUGGGGUGGCUGUGGUUCUCCAUGGAAUACCAGCAGGAGGCUGAGAAACUGCUGGUGGGCCUAAUCAAGGCACGGUGGCUACAAGCCCCCUCAGAGACCUGCAGCCCACUGGUGAAGGUCCACGUGCUACCAGAUAAGUGGCGCUUCCUCCAGUCCAAAACCAAACGCAGAACUGCCAACCCUCAGUUUGAUGAACACUUCAUCUGCCAGGUAUCUAGCAAGAGCAUCACUCCGAGGGUACUGAGGUUCUCGGUGUACCAUGUGGACAGGCAUAGGAAGCACCAGCUGCUGGGCCAGGUAUUCUUUCCCCUGAAGAAUGAGAUCUUGGCAGACGACUGCCAGUGAAUUAUCUGGAGAGACCUAGAGGCUGAGAGCCUGGAGAUAAAGCAUCUCCAACCCCCCUCAGAGUUUGGUGACCUCCAGUUCUGCCUCAGCUACAAUGACUGCCUGAGCCCCCUUACUGUGGUUGUGCUGCACGCCAAGGGCCUGAAGCUCCAGGACAACAGGGAUGUUGUCAGUGCAUUUGUCAAAGUGUCCCUGAGGAACCACAAGUUUGUCAAGUGCAUGAAGACUUCAGUUGUGCUGGGCUCUGCCAACCCUGUAUACAGUGAGACCUUCAGCUUCAAGGCCCACCCUACAGAGCUGGACACUGCCAGCCUCAGCCUGACAGUGCUGCAGGACACUGAAGGGCACAAUAACCUCUGGCUGGGCCAUGUGGUGGUGAGCCCCUACAUGUAUGUUCGAGGCAGAGAGCUGGAGCACUGGACCAAGAUGCUCAGCAAGCCCAAGGAACUGGUGAAAUGCUGGUUUGCACUGUGCCGCACCACAGAGUCCUGA
Molecule: messenger RNA, 1664 nt
Organism: Phyllostomus discolor (pale spear-nosed bat)
Lineage: Eukaryota; Metazoa; Chordata; Mammalia; Chiroptera; Phyllostomidae
Gene: SYT15
Product: synaptotagmin 15
Biological process (GO): cellular response to calcium ion; regulation of dopamine secretion; calcium-ion regulated exocytosis
Molecular function (GO): phosphatidylserine binding; calcium-dependent phospholipid binding; syntaxin binding
Source: RefSeq, a predicted model, not a curated record